AUGCCUGCCAAGCAAGAUGCCUUCGCAAAGAUCUUGGAGGGAGAGAAGGGCUUCAAGUUCACACUGCGAGCUCGAGAUCCGUUGGAUAAGAAUGUGAAGCGCUUCCAGUACCUGAAGGACCGAGGAUGGAUCGAUGAGCAGGCUCUGUCGUUGGAAGCCAAGGUGGUGGCCUACAACUAUCAGCUGGAUAUCCCGCGCUUGCUGAAAGUGCAGUUCAACUUUUACUUCAGUCGUGGUGGUGGCAUCUACACCACACAGAAGAUUGAGGUGGCGACCUUAAAGACUUGGCCCAGACACAACCGAGCAUUGCUCCUCUUCGUGGAUUGCGUCUUCUUCUUGAUGUGCUUAGCAUCCUCGGCCUUCAUGGCCCGGGAGUUUCAGAAGGAUCUGAAGGCAGGGAAAUGCUUUGGACACUUCAACAUCAUCAACACCAUUACCUGGCUGAGUUGUCUUUUUGGCACCUCGGCCUUUCCCUCGCCGCUCUAUUCCGCCAGAGCGGGAUCGCCGGGAUCGCCACCGGGGGCUUUUUUGCAGUCGUGUUUUACCGACCCCGAAUCGGGUGUGCAAGAGGGAAUGCCCCUCAGGGUUUUGACCAUGUCCUUUCGCUGGAGGGAACAUGAGGGAACCAAAGGUCUGACUAUUCCAGUGUACACCCAUACCUUUCUUUUGGAUUUGGAGAGCAUGGAAGAGGAAGGCGUUGUGCGAGCGUCAAGUUUUUUGACCUCCAAUGGCCGAUGUGCAGUGUAUGACCGGUUUUUCAUUGUUUGUUCUUUUUCAUGA
Molecule: messenger RNA, 780 nt
Organism: Durusdinium trenchii
Lineage: Eukaryota; Dinophyceae; Suessiales; Symbiodiniaceae
Source: the annotation of a GenBank genome assembly